Messenger RNA from Lolium rigidum, 1944 nucleotides. RefSeq names its product protein SOSEKI 3-like. NCBI's taxonomy places the organism in Eukaryota, Viridiplantae, Streptophyta, Magnoliopsida, Poales, Poaceae. The transcript is spliced from 6 exons. The record is from RefSeq and is a predicted model, not a curated record. The coding region runs from base 1 to 1812 and encodes 603 amino acids.
AUGGAGGGGAGGGCGCGGCGGCGGGGCACCGGCGCCGGCGCCGGCGCAAGCACGAGCCCCGGCCGAAACAAGGUCUGGGUCGAGCCGCCGGGCAAGAGCCACAGCCACCACCACCCUCCGCGCCGCUCGCCUCCGCCGCCGGCCCCGCCGGCCGCGGCGAAGAGGGUGGCGGUCGUCUACUACCUCUCCCGCAGCCGCCACCUGGAGCACCCGCACUUCAUCGAGGUGCCGCUCGCCAACCCGGAGGCCGGCCUCUACCUGCGAGAUGUGAUUGACCGGCUCAACGUGCUGCGGGGGAAGGGCAUGGCGGCCAUGUACUCCUGGUCCUGCAAGAGGAGCUACAAGAACGGCUUCGUGUGGCACGACAUCUCCGAGGACGACCUGGUGCUCCCCGCGCAGGGCAACGAGUACAUCCUCAAGGGCUCCGAGCUCCUGGACCGAUCGCCGCCUGAUCGGCAGCAGAAUGGCGUUAGCAGCACCAAGGCUGAGAGCCCCAAGCACCCGCAAGAAGAGUCUCCUCAGUCGCGAGGAUCGCAGGAAGGGUGCUCGUCGUCGUCAUCUCCGUCUGCCGUCACCAAAGCGGCCUCACCUCCAGCUCCUGCUCAGCAACCGCAGCAGCUGGCGAAGUCUGCAGUUGUCGCGCCAUCAUCAUCUGCUUCCACCAGUCGCGAGGAUGAGCAUUGCCGGACUACGCAUUCCGGCUCAUCGGGGAACCUGUCCCCCGAACCGGCAGGAACAAAUGCUCCGUUAUCAGAGUCAAGCUCCCCUGGACCUUCAGAGUACAGAGUUUGCAAACCCAUCGGAGCACAGGAUGCGUCCACACAGACCGAUGACAGCGAGAGGGAUGUUCCUCGUAGGCGUGCUCGCACGGCACGGAUCUGUAUAGAGGAUGGCUCAUCAGAUGCUGAGAUUCAAGAGUGUCGUGAAACGGCUAUUCAAGCAUCGCCAAAGGGCCCUGGAAUUGUUCAAGAAUCACCACAGGUGUGCUCGUCUGAUGAUUCUCCCGGUGACAGAGUCGAGACAUUGGAGUCCCUGAUAAGGGCGGAAGCCAGCAGGAGGAGUACCUAUAAUAAGGUGCUAGAGGAAGAACAUCUCUAUUGCCCAAUGGGUGUGAAGCUGAAGCCGGCCAAUUUGCUCAUGCAGAUCAUCACUUGUGGGUCUAUUUCUGUAAAAGAUCACCGUGGCUUUGGACUCAUCCCAUCAUACAGGCCAAGGUUCACGCAAGUUGAAUUCCCUUCUCCAAUGUUCUCUACUCCUAUGGCAAUACGGCACCUUGACAAUGUUCCUUGUAGCACAAGAACAAUUGGGGUAAGGGUUCCCGAGUCAGAGUAUCUUGCUGGAAGCUUGGUCGAGGCUAAUAAGCAGCAAGAGUCAGGGAAAGGAGAAAUAACCACACUCAAACGCUCAUCAUCUUAUGACGAGGAUAGAGUAUAUAGAGCACCAGAUCCUAGAAGGGAUUUGGAAAGCUUGGCUGAGUCGAGCAGUUUCAGAUGUCUCCCACAGACUGUCAAAGUUAUAUCAUGUAAGCAAUCCAGAAGUGGAACAACAUUCUCUCCAUACUCUGAUGUCAGGAACAGCUCUGGCCAACAAGAAUGCAGUACAAGAUCUUCGCCGCUUGGUUCAUCAUCGAGAAGUGCAAGCAAUAGGAUGACUGACCCACUAGGUAAAUUAUCUUCUUCAAGGGAAGAGUCGUUCUACGAGGAAAGGGAUAAAAUGAUUAGGAUUGAAGAAAGGCUUGCUUCUGGAGCUCGGGUUAUAAUCCAAUCUGCACCCUUAUGUGAAGAUAGCGAUGACAGCACCGAAUCGCUGUAAGGGGUUGUGUUACUUACAUUUUGCUGUGAGCUUAAAUUCUUUGGAAUUUGCUGCAUUUCUCAGAAGUUGUUGGAGCAGCUUGAAAGUGCGAUUUGAUUCAUUUUGUGACCAGUGUGAAUGUGAUAGUCAAUC